Messenger RNA from Colletotrichum acutatum, 1566 nucleotides. Its product is annotated as major facilitator superfamily domain-containing protein. The record is from RefSeq and is a predicted model, not a curated record. Gene Ontology annotation, biological process: transmembrane transport. Gene Ontology annotation, cellular component: plasma membrane. NCBI's taxonomy places the organism in Eukaryota, Fungi, Ascomycota, Sordariomycetes, Glomerellales, Glomerellaceae. The transcript is spliced from 6 exons. The coding region runs from base 1 to 1515 and encodes 504 amino acids. Gene Ontology annotation, molecular function: transmembrane transporter activity.
AUGGCUGCCGCCGAGUCAUCGAAAACGCCAGCCAAGCGAAUCCCAAAUGACGACACAGAAAUAGCACCGUUCGCCGAGGUGGCACCAGAAGAGCCAUAUUCAAUAUUCACGACUAGUGAGAAGAAAUGGAUCAGCUAUGUUGCUUCCUUCGGCGCCAUGCUCUCCACCUUGAGCAGUUACAUUUACUUUCCAGCUUUAGUCCCUAUGGCUCUUGAUCUCAACGUCUCCGUUGCGCUCAUCAAUCUCACCGUUACCUCAUACCUGAUCAUAGCAGGUAUCGCACCAGCCUUCAUGGGCGAUAUCGCCGAUCAAGGUGGUCGAAGGCCUGCAUACAUCCUCAUGUUCACUCUCGUCGUUGCGUCAAAUAUUGGGUUGGCGCUGCAGAAUUCGUACUCUGCUUUAUUCAUUUUACGUAUGGUACAAAGCGCUGGAGCAUCUGGUUCCUACGGCGCAGCAUAUGGGAUUGUUGCAGACAUAACAACAGUCAAUGAGCGCGGGUCCUAUGUAGGAUCUAUGCUCGUUUUUACCAACGCUGCUCCAAGUUUUGGUCCGGUCAUCGCCGGGCUACUCACGGAGAAGCUCAGUUGGAGAUGGAUAUUUUGGUUUCUGGUCAUACUGACCGGUAUUUACCUACUCAUCAUCAUAACUCUUCUCCCAGAGACGCAACGCCGGGUCGUAGGAAAUGGAAGUCUGAAGACCCACGGAGUUCAUAAAAGUCUAUUUGACUUUCUUACCCGGCACCGAAAGAUCGACGCCUUUGAACAAGAUCAAGGCCUGAGAGGCGGCAAGCGGCGAUACCACAUCCCCAACCCUUUCAAGUGCAUCCCAAUGUUAUUCUCCAAAAGCAACUUGAGCGUGAUCCUGAUAGGCUCUAUAACCUAUGCCGUCAAGAUGACAUUGCAAAGCUCACUGUCAGCUCAGUGCAUUGAUGUCUACAAGUUGAAUUAUCUAGAGGCAGGACUCAUUUACCUGCCUUCAGGGGUAGGAGGUGCUUUAGCAUCUUAUACGACAGGUAAACUUCUAGACAAAAACAUCCAGAGAGUAUCCGUCACGCAAGGAAGAAACAGCCGAUAUCGCCGAGGUGACGACAUAUCGGGUUUUCCAAUCGAAGAGGCACGGCUCGCCGGGAUCUACAUGCUAGUUGCUCUAAGCUCAAUGACCACCGCAGGCUACGGAGUGAGUCUCAUGCAAGAAUCGCAUAUUGCCAUUCCUUUGGUAAUGCAAUUCAUCAGCGGCGCCACAACCUCGAGCAUAUUCACGAUUUGCGGCACCCUUCUGACGGAUUUGAACACCAAAGCAUCAGCAACAGUCCAGGCAUCGUACAAUCUUGUACGGUGCAUCGGAGCUGGUGCUGCCAUCGCGGCUCAGCAGCCCUUGGCAAACGCCACGGGCUUGGGAUGGAGCUUUGGCAUCUUUUCACUCAUCAUGUUAUUUGCCGCCCCGUUAGCCAUGUUACUCAAGAAAAGAGGUCUAGGAUGGAGGGCUUGCGCUCCACGCAACUUGAACCCCAAGUGAGAGUCAAACUAAGAAUGGGGUUAUUGUCGGAUUGGAAGUCCAAUUCGACCU